This is a messenger RNA of Menidia menidia (Atlantic silverside), 1066 nucleotides long. The record is from the annotation of a GenBank genome assembly. NCBI's taxonomy places the organism in Eukaryota, Metazoa, Chordata, Actinopteri, Atheriniformes, Atherinopsidae.
ACGUCUCCUGUUACUGUGAAAUAGAAACUGAAAGCUUAAGUCAAAGAUUUGGACGCAUCGGAGGGAGAAGGUCACUUUCACUAUGUCAUCAGACGAGGAUUUCUCCCUGGUGACGGACAACCAGCCGUCCGAGGACACCCUGGAGGGGGUCAGAGCUUUGAUUAAGGACUUCAAGAAACGGUACGGUUUGCUGCUGGAGGAGCAGAAGGAGCUGGCCGACGGCACCGCUGACCAGCGGGAGAUGGCCCGCCAGUUCCGGCAGCGGGCCGAGAAGAUCUCCCAGGACCUGGAGGAGGACCGGCGGCUCCAUGGGGAGCAGCUGACCGACGGGAAGAUGAGGCUGGAGUUGCUGAGGCAGGAGGAGGCCGACCUGGAGAAGGAGAUCCAGAAAAUGAAGACGGCCAUGAAGGAGGAGGAGGUGUUCUCCGCCAUGCCCGAGAGGAGGUUCGUCUUCAGGGGCCAGACGGGGGACGCGGACGCCUGGAAAACGUUCGACAUGAAGCCGGACGUCAGCUACCCGAUGGCGGGGGGGACGGCGCUGGUCACCUUCGAGGAGGAGGAGGGUGAGCGAAGAGCGGAGAGAGUGGCUCUCGGUCAGAAAUCUGACCGGGUAAACCAGUGGCUGAGGGCGUUUUCUGUCCGGUCCUCAGUGGCCAGUAACAUCCUGAGCAUGGGGACGCACACGGUGGAGCUGGAGGGCGAGUGCAGAGUCCAGGUGGAGGCCCGGCCCGUCCAGCUGAUGGUGCCCAGCCUGGUGGAGGUGGACUCGGAGGUCUGCCCCCACCGCGUCCUGGUCUCCAGCCUGCCCAGGAUGGACACCGAGACGCUGGUCAACAAGCUGGAGAUCCACUUCUCCAAGAGGAAGAACGGCGGCGGGGAGGUGGACGCGUGCGAGUUCCUGCCCGACUCCGGGACCGUGGAGACCCUGCAGGACAUCCUGGAGAUCCACUUCCAGAAACAGGACCACGGCGGGGGGGAGAUCGAGGCCUUCUUCUACAACCCGCCGGGGGGGCGGGCCCUGGCGCGCUUCGCAGACCUGUCGGCCGGUUUGGAGGAGGAGGAGUAG